CACUUGCAUUCAUUACCAGCCAAAGUUUCCAGAACUGCAAUCUUCACCCCCCAUCCACUUCAUUCAUCUCCUUCUCCACUGUCUUAACAUAUUAAAUAAAACGUUUCCCCCUGAUCAACAGUCUACGUAGCAAUCUCCAAACACAAGUAGUCAGUCAACCUGUAAAUGGCAUCAAUGGCUACUGCUGCCAGCUCCACCACUGUUGUUAAGGCAACCCCAUUCUUGGGCCAGACCAAGAAUGCCAACCCCCUCAGAGAUGCUGUCUCCAUGGGAAAUGCCAAAUACACCAUGGGUAAUGAUUUAUGGUAUGGACCAGACCGUGUCAAGUACCUAGGACCCUUCUCGGCUCAGACUCCAUCUUACCUGACCGGAGAAUUCCCCGGUGACUACGGCUGGGACACUGCUGGUUUGUCUGCUGAUCCUGAGGCCUUUGCCAGGAACAGGGCUCUUGAGGUUAUCCACGGGAGAUGGGCCAUGCUUGGAGCACUUGGCUGCAUCACCCCAGAAGUUCUUGAGAAAUGGGUGAACGUUGAUUUCAAGGAGCCUGUCUGGUUCAAGGCUGGAGCCCAGAUCUUCUCCGAGGGUGGGCUUGACUACUUGGGCAACCCAAACCUGGUUCAUGCUCAAAGCAUUCUGGCAGUUCUUGGAUUCCAGGUUGUGCUCAUGGGACUUGUCGAAGGAUUCAGAAUCAAUGGUCUGGAUGGAGUCGGAACGGGCAACGACCUGUACCCUGGUGGCCAGUACUUUGACCCCCUUGGCUUGGCUGAUGACCCGGUGACUUUUGCUGAGCUCAAAGUAAAGGAAAUCAAGAAUGGAAGGCUGGCCAUGUUCUCCAUGUUUGGGUUCUUUGUUCAGGCUAUAGUUACCGGUAAAGGGCCAUUGGAGAAUCUCUUGGACCACCUUGAUAACCCUGUUGGUAACAAUGCCUGGGUUUAUGCCACAAAGUUUGUGCCUGGAUCAUAAGCUAGAGACUUGAUGUAGUCAUGUGAUUGGAUGAGUGUGCGUAAUUUGUGUAAAUUAUCUAUAUAUACAUGCCAAGAAGUAACGUCCUUUGUGCA
Molecule: messenger RNA, 1058 nt
Organism: Sesamum indicum (sesame)
Lineage: Eukaryota; Viridiplantae; Streptophyta; Magnoliopsida; Lamiales; Pedaliaceae
Gene: LHCB3
Product: light-harvesting chlorophyll B-binding protein 3
Biological process (GO): photosynthesis, light harvesting
Cellular component (GO): membrane
Source: RefSeq, a predicted model, not a curated record